AUGGAAGCGAGAGUGAGAGGCGGCGUUGAUCGUUAUCAUCUUCGACCACAAGUGCAAGCAUUAACAAUCUCAGGCACACCACCCAAAAUAGAGAAGAAAAGAAUGCUCGAAAAAUUGAGGAAGAAACAAAGAACAUCUCCUGUCAACCUUGCAGAGUCAAGACCAUGGGCUGAUCUUCCUAAGGAACUUCUUGAAAUCUUCUCUAAAUCUAACAAUCUGAAUGUUGCAGAUUUUCUCAACUUUGGCAAAGUUUGUAGAAGCUGGAGAUUGUUUUAUUCGGAAACCAAGAACACAUUCAUGGCUUCAAAACCACCUCUUGUCAUAUAUAUUCCAACUCGAGCUAAGAAAUCUUGUUAUUUCUACGAAAUAACUUCUUUAGACACAUUUAAAACUAAGCUUCCUUCCCUUGCUCGCAAUUUCUGUAUUGGUCUUUCAAAUGGAUAUUUAAUCAUGGAAGAUAUUCUUACUAAUGUUUGGGUCAUCAAUCCUAUCACAGGCCAUGAGCUCAGAUACCCUCGUUUGUUUGAAGCUCCUAAUUAUUUGUGUUGCCCUGACCGUGCUGCGUUUGCUUCCAUAGGAGAUGCCAAAGAUAAUUUUCUUCUUGCAGUUCUUUCUCCAGUGUAUCACACAUUGAUGUUCUUUGUCUCUAGAGUGAACAGAUGGCAAGAGUUCUCUUUUAAAGGGAAAACUUGGUCUAUUAUGGACAUUGUGGUUUUCGGUGGAAGGAUUUUUUGUAUUACAAGUGAGUAUCAAAUUGGUGUUCUAAGUGUCAAAACUUGUGAGGUGAUUCUUCUAAAUCUAAAAGGCUUACCUCAAUUGAGCGAUGUUCAACAUGUGAGGUUCGUGGCUUCAAAGAACCAACUAUUGAUUGUUGAUUUCUCUCUGAGGACUUACCACCUUGAAUUGUACACAAUAAAUUUCUUUAAGAUGGAAUGGGUUAAGGUGAACCAUUUGAGAGAUGAACAUGAAGCUAUUUUCCUUAGUGAAAUGUCUUCAAGAUUGAACAAUACAAAGAAGUGGGGAGGAGAAAGCAACUGUCUUUAUUACUUGCCCUUUAUGGACAAUACUUGUUACAUAUCUAGUUUGAAAGGGGAGAUUAUGGGACAUUUUCCGAUUGUGAAACAACAAGUUGCUCUCCGAAUGAAUGGUUGGUAUUUCCCCGACCAAUGUUUUAGCAUAGAAAAUGUGAGGGAUGAAUAA
Molecule: messenger RNA, 1200 nt
Organism: Mangifera indica (mango)
Lineage: Eukaryota; Viridiplantae; Streptophyta; Magnoliopsida; Sapindales; Anacardiaceae
Exons: 2
Coding region: 1-1200 (399 amino acids)
Molecular function (GO): protein binding
Source: RefSeq, a predicted model, not a curated record